Necator americanus (New World hookworm) is the source of this 228-nucleotide messenger RNA. RefSeq lists its product as uncharacterized. The transcript has a single exon. The record is from RefSeq and is a predicted model, not a curated record. Bases 1 to 228 code for a protein of 75 amino acids. Lineage: Eukaryota; Metazoa; Nematoda; Chromadorea; Rhabditida; Ancylostomatidae.
AUGCAAUAUUUCUUGGGGCAAGAUGCAAACCUUUCCUCAUCGAUAUCGAAAAGAGAGAUGAUACCACAGCUAUGUCAAACCCCAUAUCCCAGGCUGGAAGCAGAAGACAGCGGCUUAAUUUUGGUUCACAUAUGCAAAAUAAGCGUUGGAAAUGCAUAUGACACCGAUUCCCUGAAAUCAAUGCGGCGUACUGAGCUACCCAACGAGCAAAUGGUUGAUUGUUCGUAA